Molecule: messenger RNA, 2494 nt
Organism: Fimicolochytrium jonesii
Lineage: Eukaryota; Fungi; Chytridiomycota; Chytridiomycetes; Spizellomycetales; Powellomycetaceae
Exons: 3
Coding region: 264-2390 (708 amino acids)
Biological process (GO): phosphatidylinositol metabolic process
Molecular function (GO): phosphatidylinositol kinase activity
Source: RefSeq, a predicted model, not a curated record
GUUACGUUCCUGGUCGAACAGUCUGCACCACAAUUCCGACGGUCUACAUAGAGACUCCAGAGCCGGUGCAACAACACUACCUUCUGCGGAGUUACUUGAUAGAAUAGACGUCAGAGCACUGCCAAUAUCGCCGAUACUCCGUUGGGCAAAUAACCUGGCUGGGCUGUCGGGACGCAGGCAAACCGGGCGUUACGAAAGUUCCCACGGAGUACGCCACCAACUUCGAUAUUUCCCGUUUGGCCAGCAUCCGUCGUUGAAUAAGCAUGCCGCCUGUAGAGCACGGUCCGGGCGGAGACGCCUCGCAGUCCACUGUGUCGCCGUUCUUGGUGUUUAUGGCUGAGGUUGGAGGACAAUUCGCUCGCGGCGUCGUCGUUGGCGGCGUGGUGAUUCUUCUGGGGCAGAUUUUCUUUAGGCUUAUAAAAACUUGGUACCGCCGCCGGCAAUACUCGGCCUACGACGCCAUCCCGGACUACGACCCGCACCCCGACUGCGACCUAACCUAUGAUGAUGCCGACGACAGCUCCUACAUCCCGCAACCCCUCCCGCCAGACCCGUCUACCAGCACCACGCCAACACCCUCGCUGACGAAAAUCAAGACCGGGGAACCGCCCGUAGUGAGACACUGUCGACUCGCUGUGAGGGCUAUGCUGCAUUUGGUGGAGAUCUCGCCGGAGGUUAUUCCGCAGGCGCAGUUGUUUACGUACAGGGGGUUGAGGGCGGGUGGGCAUCAGAGGCAGGCUAGUGUGCCGGCGUUUUCGAAUCCGACGACGGCGAUACCUGUGCACAAAGAUGCCGUGCUGGGGGAUAAGGAGAAGCAAAGGGAUGAGCCGAGUGCAGUACGGCCGAAAGAUGAAUCUGUGACCCCGCCACGCAGCAGCUUGGCUGAUGAGAGCAUUUCAAUGUCGAGUGGCGGGACGAGGCGGAAGUCGUCAAAGAAGCCCAAAACGGAGCGGACGAGUCUCGGUCGCGCCAGCGGAGCCCGAGCAGCUGUGGAGAUUCUGGAGAAGUCUAUUGACGAGGGUAAGAUUACGGCCGCGCUGCCUUCGUCCAAAAACUCCAGUCCGCACCGGCAUGCGUCGGAUAUCUUCGACAACAGCAGCAGCCGGCAGGAGGUGUCGUUUGAGGAGAGCCGUUCCCACGAAACGCAGUCGGGCGUUACAGACGACAUUCUUGCGCCGAUAAAGGAUUUCAAAAAGGACGAUGCGCACAACAAGGCGCCGCGCCGCACAAAACUCGCCAAAUCCUUUUCCGAUUUCAGUAUCGGGCAAGCCACCAACCGCGCCUCCUUCCACGCUGACACCGAUGACGCCAUCUCGGAGGAGAACGUCAGCAGGCACAGCGUCUCCUCAACCACAUCGACGCCGAGUGCCAGAUUGCGGAAACCGCAGUCCGCGAUGCCACUUGGCAGGAGGUCCACGUCGUCGGCGGUGGAGGAUGGUCACCGGAAUAGUCCUGCGUCGCCCACACCUGUGAGAUCGAGCAUACCGGCGACGUAUUUCGCGGCCGACCAUGCCCAUGAGUGGACGAUCCCGGGGUUCGGUCGGAUUAGGUUUACCGACCAUGCUCCAUUGCCGUUCAAGGCGUUGCGCACGCUAUUUGGGUACUCAUUUGAUGAACUGAAUGAGAGUCUUGCCCGCGCUUUUAGUGUCGAAAUGACAGCCGGGAAAAGUGAGAGUGUGUUCUUUGAGACACACAACAAUCGCUACCUUCUGAAAACACUUCGAGGCGCCGAAAUGGAAAACCUGCGGAGUUUCCUCCCUGCCUACAUCUCCUACAUCUUAGACAAUCCAGGCACUUUACUCCCACGCUAUCUCGGCCUGUACACAUUCGAGCGUCUCACCACCGUCAACGGCCCCGCAUCCUACAGUUCCGGUGCAGGCCCCAACGGCCGCAGUUUCGGCGCUUCAGGCAAACACCUCCACCAGCAAUACCAAUCCUCGCAGAUCGACGACGCCCUCGGCACCCGCUUCACCGUCGUGCUGAUGGCCCACGUGUUCGACACCGACCUAGAAAUCGCCGCCAAAUUCGAUUUCAAGGGCUCUAAUGUCGGUAGACAAGCCUUACCAGACGACCUCAGCGCGUUGCGGCUCCCACAUAACAGGAAUCCGUUUAGCUCCCACUCGUCGACUUCCACAGCCGCGUCUGGGUCGGAUACUACCACUAGCGGCAGCAGUCGCGGGAAUAGGAGCAUAUCGUUUUCCAACCUUCCAAGUGAGAUUACCCUGAAGGAAGUGGAUUAUCAGCGGUUGAUUGCGAUUGGAGGCGCCAGACGGUUGAUUAUGGGCGAGCGCGCCAAGUUGGCUGUUUUGGCGCAGUUAAGGAGUGAUGUUGCGUUGUUGAGGAAGUGGGAGUUUAUGGAUUAUAGGUCGGUUUUUUGGGACAAGGGUUGACGUGUCAAUUUUUUUUUGGAAGCUGGGGAGACUAACGAUACGGCUGCUUGGCGUUUCACAACAGUCUGCUGAUAGGUGUGUACAGACACCCCCGCAAAACCGCG